Oncorhynchus mykiss (rainbow trout) is the source of this 2533-nucleotide messenger RNA. The record is from RefSeq and is a predicted model, not a curated record. Lineage: Eukaryota; Metazoa; Chordata; Actinopteri; Salmoniformes; Salmonidae.
AUGAGGUUGUGGUGCUGGUUAAGGGGGAGAUGAGGUUGGGGUGCUGUUUGAGGUGGAGAUGAGAUGAGGUUGGGGUGCUGGUUGAGAAGGAGAUGAGGUUGGGGUGCUGGUUGAGAGGAGAUGAGGUUGGGGUGCUGGUUGAGGUGGAGAUGAGGUUGGGGUGCUGGUUGAGGUGGAGAUGAGGUUGGGGUGCUGGUUGAGGGGGAUGUGAGAUGAGAUUGGGGUGCUGGUUGAGAGGAGAUGAGGUUGGGGUGCUGGUUGAGGGAGAGAUGAGGUUGGGGUGCUCGUUGAGGGGGAGAUGAGAUGAGGUUGGGGUGCUGGUUGCGGAGGAGAUGAGAUGAGGUUGGGGUGCUGGUUGAGGGGAAGAUGAGAUGAGGUACUGGCUGAGGGGGGUGGAAAAACGAGGGGGAAGGAAGGAGAGGGAGGAGGCACGUGGGCCGUUACCAUAGCAACAGACUGAUUGGCAAAGUGUAAGCAGUCGGCAGCGGUGUGAGGAAAGAGAGGGAAAGUCAUGUCUCCAAAGUGUCAUGAAUCUGGCUGACUGUGAGAGUCUCAUGAAUAAACUAACCAAACCAGCCAGACUACGUUGCUAGUAAGUCCCUGUUACUCUCCCCUCUCUGAUGCCUCUGGGUCAGCCGGAGAUAGACACCCUCAUAACCUGGAGUAAACAGUAUUCUAGGGAUCUAGUUCCUAUUGGUCAGACAGAGAUAGACACCCUCAUAACCUGGAGUAAACAGUAUGCUAGGGAUCUAGUUCCUAUUGGUCAGACAGAGAUAGACACCCUCAUAACCUGGAGUAAACAGUAUGCUAGGGAUCUAGUUCCUAUUGGUCAGACAGAGAUAGACACCCUCAUAACCUGGAGUAAACAGUAUGCUAGGGAUCUAGUUCCUAUUGGUCAGACGGAGAUAGACACCCUCAUAACCUGGAGUAAACAGUAUGCUAGGGAUCUAGUUCCUAUUGGUCAGACAGAGAUAGACACCCUCAUAACCUGGAGUAAACAGUAUGCUAGGGAUCUAGUUCCUAUUGGUCAGACAGAGAUAGACACCCUCAUAACCUGGAGUAAACAGUAUGCUAGGGAUCUAGUUCCUAUUGGUCAGACAGAGAUAGACACCCUCAUAACCUGGAGUAAACAGUAUGCUAGGGAUCUAGUUCCUAUUGGUCAGACAGAGAUAGACACCCUCAUAACCUGGAGUAAACAGUAUGCUAGGGAUCUAGUUCCUAUUGGUCAGACAGAGAUAGACACCCUCAUAACCUGGAGUAAACAGUAUGCUAGGGAUCUAGUUCCUAUUGGUCAGACAGAGAUAGACACCCUCAUAACCUGGAGUAAACAGUAUGCUAGGGAUCUAGUUCCUAUUGGUCAGACGGAGAUAGACACCCUCAUAACCUGGAGUAAACAGUAUGCUAGGGAUCUAGUUCCUAUUGGUCAGACAGAGAUAGACACCCUCAUAACCUGGAGUAAACAGUAUGCUAGGGAUCUAGUUCCUAUUGGUCAGACGGAGAUAGACAACCACAGAACAUUUUCACGUUUUUGAAGACACUCUUAUCCAGAGCGACUAGGGUUAAGUGCCUUGCUCAGGGGCACAUCGACACAUUUUUUUUCACCUAGACGGUUACUGGCCAACAGUCACACUCUUAACCACUAGGCUACCUGCCACCCCUUAUGGUGUGUGUGGAUAUACAGGUCAUUAUAGAUACAGAGUGGGUAUAUACACCCAGUGUUGUUUCAGUGUGUGUGUGUGUGGAUAUACAGGUCAUUAUAGAUACAGAGUGGAUAUACAGGUCAUUAUAGAUACAGAGUGGAUAUACAGGUCAUUAUAGAUACAGAGUGGAUAUACAGGUCAUUAUAGAUACAGAGUGGGUAUACAGGUCAUUAUAGAUACAGAGUGGAUAUACAGGUCAUUAUAGAUACAGAGUGGAUAUACAGGUCAUUAUAGAUACAGAGUGGGUAUAUACACCCAGUGUUGUUUCAGUGUGUGUGGAUAUACAGGUCAUUAUAGAUACAGAGUGGAUAUACAGGUCAUUAUAGAUACAGAGUGGAUAUAUACAACCAGUGUUGUUUCAGUGUGUGUGUGUGGAUAUACAGGUCAUUAUAGAUACAGAGUGGAUAUACAGGUCAUUAUAGAUACAGAGUGGAUAUACAGGUCAUUAUAGAUACAGAGUGGAUAUACAGGUCAUUAUAGAUACAGAGUGGGUAUAUACACCCAGUGUUGUUUCAGUGUGUGUGUGUGGAUAUACAGGUCAUUAUAGAUACAGAGUGGAUAUACAGGUCAUUAUAGAUACAGAGUGGGUAUAUACACCCAGUGUUGUUUCAGUGUGUGUGUGUGGAUAUACAGGUCAUUAUAGAUACAGAGUGGAUAUACAGGUCAUUAUAGAUACAGAGUGGAUAUAUACACCCAGUCCAGUGUUGUUUCAGUGUGUGUGUGUGUGUGUGUGUGUGUGUGUGUGUGUGUGUGCAUGUUCGUGUGUGUGCACGUGUGUGUAUGGUAAUAGGAUUACGCCUGGCACAGGGAGACAGAGAGAGCGGGAGGAGAGG